This is a messenger RNA of Psammomys obesus (fat sand rat), 449 nucleotides long. RefSeq names its product LY6/PLAUR domain containing 2 (gene Lypd2). Lineage: Eukaryota; Metazoa; Chordata; Mammalia; Rodentia; Muridae. The record is from RefSeq and is a predicted model, not a curated record. Gene Ontology annotation, molecular function: acetylcholine receptor inhibitor activity. The transcript has 3 exons. The coding region runs from base 1 to 384 and encodes 127 amino acids.
AUGCAGGGGAUCUGGAUGGUGCUGUUGGCACUGGCAUCGAGCACCUGUGGGAAGCUUGCUAUGGCCUUACAGUGCUAUACCUGUCCAGAUCCGGUGAGUGUGUCCAGCUGUGUCACCAUCACCACCUGCCACAGCGAUGAAAUCAUGUGCAAGACCACGCUCUACUCCCGGGAGAUUGUGUUCCCUUUCCUGGGAGACUCCACGGUGACCAAGUCCUGCGCCAGCAGGUGUGAGCCUUCAGACGUGGAUGGCAUUGGGCUAACCCGGCCAGUGUCCUGCUGCAAUUCUGAUCUAUGCAACGUGGAUGGGGCACCCAGCCUGGGCAGUCCUGGUGGCCUGAUCCUUGCCCUGGCACUUCUCUUUCUCUUGGAUCUCCUGCUGUAAAGCCAAGGCCACCUGGUUCCACCUUGUCCCUGACAGCCCAGUUCCCUGGUGCCUUAAAGAAGUAC